GAUAGGUGGCCAAAUCGAAGCCAGCCAAAGCUCCAUUGAAUGAAAAAAUAUGUGGAGCUCCAGUAUCGAGUCAGUCUUGCAAGUGGAUUAACCCAGUUACAAUGAAAUUCCUCAGCAUUCUAGUGGCCCUGUGCCUCUUCCUGGCCCUCGCCAUAUCGCCAAUUAGCUGCGACGACACGGAGAAGGCGGAGAAGCCAUUCUGUGCCUGUCCCCGGAACUACGAACCCGUGUGUGGAUCCAACUUGGUCACCUAUCCAAAUCGCUGCGAGUUCGACUGUGUAAAGCGAAGUGUCGAACGCCAGGGACGCAGUAUGGGAGUUCUGAGGAGCGGAACCUGCUAGAAACACACAAUCCUUUCGACAGUAGAACCAAAGAAAAAUCAAGGAAAAAUCCAGAAAUAAAAUCAUACAAGUGCCUUGUAUUAAUCAUCAAUGUGAAAAUAUAGAAAUAAAUCAGCUUAUCAGCCAGAGUA
This is a messenger RNA of Drosophila teissieri, 472 nucleotides long. RefSeq names its product trypsin inhibitor ClTI-1. Bases 102 to 341 code for a protein of 79 amino acids. NCBI's taxonomy places the organism in Eukaryota, Metazoa, Arthropoda, Insecta, Diptera, Drosophilidae. The transcript has a single exon. The record is from RefSeq and is a predicted model, not a curated record. Gene Ontology annotation, molecular function: protein binding.